AUGGUAUCUCGAUGUCUUGUUGACACACUUUUUGUGCGUACACUUAUUCCAGAAUCACCGGACAAUUCAGACGAAUCAAUUGAUACGGUAGAUUCUGUUUUUUCCACGUCAUAAAACCCUUCUUAUCGUCGAAACCGUCCACGUGACCAUUUCGCAGAACUUUCCCUUCUCUCGAGAACUCCAAUUUCGCCGUCAUUAUUUUCGCAAGUGAAACUCAUUUCGACUCGAUUGCUAACUCUUCCCCAAUCUCUUCCAUUUCAAUUUUUAUUUCUAGCCGGAUUUUUCGAACGGUACGUUCUUUUUUUGCUCCCUCUGGAGAACUUGCCGCACUCCAGGAUCGAUAAUAAAAGUUUCAGAUGGAACAAAGUGACACAUCAGAAUACCAGCUGGCGACAAGUCCGGCCCCGCGCACCGCCAUCGACUACAACUCCUCGUUCGAAGAAUCGCCGGCGAAGAAAGUGAAAUUUGCUCACGAACUCACCGCUUCAGAAGAUCUCAGUCCGACGGUAACUCUGAUUCUGAGGAACAACCAGGAGUUUACCGUCGAACGGAGUCUCCUUUCCUUCUACUCAACCUACUUCCGCCUUCUUUUCACCUCCGACUUCCGCGACUCCAAAGAUCCCGUUCACAGGUUCGCAAGCGGUCACGGUACGGUGUUCCAUCGACACAAUUCCAGAAUCCGUCUGAUCUCCGGUCCCGAUCUUCAUCUCCUUCUCACGAUUCCCCGAGCCUUCGAGCAAGGCAUCAAGCCGGAAAUCAAUUUGCAAAGAGCCGUGGAGCUGCUGGAACCGGCCGCCUACCUGCAGAUGGACAUUGCUCUCGACUACAUCACCGACAUCCUCUGCGACAAUCUCACCCAUGAAAGUAAGGCAAUCGUAGCGUGUUCCAAUGCGAGGCCCAUUUCAGACAUCAUCAAAAUCUUCCGCCUCGCUCUUCUCUACCACACUUCGCUGGCUUUCCGCGUGUGGCGAGCAAUGAUCCGACAGUUUCAAACGGUAUUUUCAGGGAGGCGUUCCCCGAAUCAAGAAGCAAUUUCACGUUCAGAUGUUCGUCACAAAAGUCUAUCUGACACUGAAGGAGAACGAGAUCAUUGGAUUGCUCACCGACAAACACUUGAAUCUGAGGAGCGAGGACGAGAAGACGGUGAUUUCGCAGUGGAUCCAGCACAACUCGCCCCUCGAAUCCGACCGAAUCGUCGAGUUCGCUGAGCGGAACUUUGCUCGCCGUCCGAUGCCCGACGCCGGCCAAUACGAAGUGAUCCGAGUGAGACAGCCCGUCAGCGGCGUCAUCUCGUUUGGUCAGUUGAUUGGAAGUGCUUCUUUUCAGUCUUUUCUUUUCAGGUGGAUGGGCAAGUCGGGGAGUCGCCCAAAAGAUCGAGAUAUUCAAUAGUCGCAGUGACCGCUGGCAGACGUGCAAGUUCAAUUUUGAUGUGUACGUCGCCUUCUGUUCGCUACCGUAUCUACCGUAUUACUUGCAGUCCGGACAUCCGUCGCGCGUACAAUGGUAUCAGUUUGGUCGAGAACAAACUCGUCGUCUACGGAGGAUUCAACGGACUCACUCAAUACCAGACCACGACGGUUUUCGAUUUGAAUACCAAAAAGUGGAUGAAGGGGAUGAACAUGCACGACAAAAGGUGCUACAUGACGGGAACGACGACCAAAGACUCGUACGGAAAGGAGCUGAUCUACGCGUGUGGAGGGUACGAAAGAGAGACGGAAGGAGGGCGGGGGAGGACGAGUUGAAAUGAUUGCAGAAUGAACGGAAUCAGCCGUCUGAGAAGCGCAGAAGUAUACGAUCACACGACGGACAAAUGGACGGAGCUGGCCGACAUGAAAUGGCAGAGAUCCGACGGAGCAGUGCUCACCAUCAACAAUCAGGUGAUGUCCGUCGGCGGAUUCGACGGAAGACACCUGCACGGCAACGGAGAGAUCUACGAUCCCAUUGGGAAUAUCUGGUGAGUACCGUGCCUCACAACUAUAAUCCAAUCUCUCCCCCUCAAUCCCAGGAUGCCACUCUCGUCGAACAUGCGCACUCGUCGUACUGGCUGUUCGGCGGUCUCCAUCACCGACAACGUCGCCAUGGUCAUUGGCGGAUUCAACGGAUCGCGACGUCUCGACACGUCGGAAAUGUUCGAUCUCCGCGAAGGAAUCUGGCAUCCGGUUCCGGUGAUGCACACGGGAAGAUCCAACUUUGGCGCGUGCCACAUGGACAGCUACUCGAUCUACGUGGCCGGAGGAUUCGACGGCCAGGCGACGAGCAAAGAGGCCGAGCGCUUCGAUCUGCGCAACCGGCGCUGGCAGGCGCUGCCGGAUCUCGGCGAACAAAAGUCGGCGCUCCGUCUCGUGCGGCUCUCCGAUCAUCCGAUCCUCGACGAACUCUUCGACAUUCCCGACGACACGGAGAUUGUGACCACGUGGUGA
Molecule: messenger RNA, 2420 nt
Organism: Caenorhabditis sp. 36 PRJEB53466
Lineage: Eukaryota; Metazoa; Nematoda; Chromadorea; Rhabditida; Rhabditidae
Source: the annotation of a GenBank genome assembly